AUGCCCGCCGACUAUUACCUAGGGUACGCUAGGAGAAUGGCUUGGUUUAGCUUCGCAGGGGAUGGCUGUUAUUCCUAUGCACCUCGGCGGCACGGUGACGCAUGCUGCAUCGACAAAUCGAGCAGCGCUGAGCUGAGCGAAGCCAUCAAUUCCAUGUUCAGCUGGUAUCGACGCUCGACCAAGUGCUACGUGCUUCUUACCGACGUUUCUGUACACCUGGAAAAUAACGAUUUAGACCACAGAGACUCCCAACUACGACGGAGCCGGUGGUUUACUCGAGGCUGGACUCUUCAAGAGCUUCUUGCUCCUCCUUUAGUUGAAUUCUUUUCCCGAGAAGGAAAACCGCUUGGCUCUAAGAAAUCGCUGGAAAGACCGCUUUCCGAAAUCACAGCAAUCCCCAUCUCUGCUCUUCGAGGAAUUCCUCUUUCUUACUUUAGUAUUGCCGAGAGGAUGUCUUGGAGGACAAAGAGAGAGACUACACGCGAGGAAGACAAGGUGUAUUCUCUGUUUGGCAUGUUCGACGUCCACAUGCCGGCAAUCUAUGGCGAAGGAGAGCACCACGCGCUUCGUCGCCUCCAAUCCGAAAUCGAGAUGCAUUCGAAGAACCCCCAUUUCGACAAGAAUUCAGAUCUUCAGCCCCAAGUCAAUCAGUGGAUUGUGCCUUUUGAAAGAAAUAUUCGUCUCACCGAUCGCGAGUCUGAGCUUGCUGAACUUCACAAGGCUCUCUUUUCCAACAAUCAAUUCACAAAAGCCGCAAUCUCUGGGCUGGGAGAAGGAGGAAAGACGCAAGCUUUUUGGAUCAAGGAUACCAUGCUGUUGCUCGGACAGUUUAGAAUUCGAGAUUCUGGGGGCAAAGAUGUCGACAUUAAAAAAAUUGUGCAGGACUACUUGAGUGAGGACAGCGCAGGUCAUUGGGUCCUGGUCUUUGAUAACGCCGACGAUAUCAACAUGUGGCCGAAAUUGGGAACUCAGCAAUCCGUUCGGUUAAUCGAUUACAUUCCCCGGAGCAAGAACGGACGGGUCAUUUUCACGACACGGGACGGGAAGGUCGGGGUGAAGCUCGCCUCUCAGAAUGUGAUUGAAGCGCCUAAAGUGACCGAAGAUACAGCUACACAGAUGCUGCGAAAUUUCCUAAUCCACAAGGACCUUGUCGAUUCCAGACCUGCGGAUACGAAGGAGAUGCUUGCAUGGCUUACCUAUCUCCCACUGGCUAUCGCUCAAGCAGCCGCAUACAUCAACGAGAACGGGAUUACCCUAGAGGAUUAUCUGGUGCUCGUGAGUUGCCAAGAGCAAGAGAUUAUCGAGCUCCUCACCGAAGAAUUCGAGGAUGACGUGAGAUAUUCCGAUAUGAAGAACCCGGUGGCCACGAUCUGGCUGAUCUCAUUCCGGCAGCUCCAGCAACGCGAUCCUCUUGCAGCAGAAUACAUGUCUUUCAUGGCUUGCAUUGACCAUAAAGACGUUCCUCAACUUCUCCUUCCGCCAGGAUCAUCGCGAAAGAAGGAGAUGGAUUCGAUUGGGACAUUGAGCGCCUACUCGUUCAUCACCAGACGCUCGGAAGACUUGGCACUUGACAUGCAUCGACUUGUGCACCUCACAGUCCGGAGCUGGCUUCGAAAUGAAGGUGUGCUUGCUGAGUGGACUCGCAAAGCUGUCGCGCGACUGGAAGAAGUGUUUCCGGACCAUGAACACAGGAACAGGGCCGUGUGGAGAAUGUAUCUUCCUCAUGCACGUCAUGCCCUGGAGUCGAAUCUCGUCGCAAAAGAAGAUGCCAGCAGGAUCGACUUGGAAUGGAAGAUUGCAAUGUGUUAUUACAGCGACGGUCGGUUCGACGAGGCAGAGACCUUUUUUCGGGAAGUGAUGGAGUAUCGAAAAAAGGUGCUUGGAGCGGAGCAUCCAGAUACCCUUAAGAGCAUUGCGAAACUGGCUUUGACACACCACGCGCAAAGUCGGUUCCAAGAGUCCAAGGCACUUGGGCUGAAGGCGAUGGAGGCUCAGAGAAGGGUCCUCGGCGAAGAAGAUCCCGAGACACUGUCUACCAUGAGUCACCUAGCCAUGACGUACAGCGAUCUGUCGCAAUGGAAGGAAGCAGAAGAGCUCGAGCUACAAACUAUGGAACUUCGGAUGCGCGUUCUCGGCGGCGAACACCCGGACACUCUCGUUGGCAUGAGGUGGUGGAAGAAGGCCGAAGAGCUUGGCAAGCAGGUAAUAACCGCGCGAAAGAAGGUUAUUGGCAACCUGGCACACACGUACAACAAUCAGAGCCGGUAUCAAGACGCCGAAGAGUUGCUGGUUCAGCUACCACAACCAAGGCCGACUGGACGAGAGCGAAGCGCUCCAGGCGCAAGUAGUAACGGCUCGCAAGGCGCUGUUGGGGCCGGAGCACUUCUCAACUUUGACGAGUAUGGCUCAUCUGUCAUCGACAUACCAUAG
Mytilinidion resinicola is the source of this 2430-nucleotide messenger RNA. RefSeq lists its product as uncharacterized. The coding region runs from base 1 to 2430 and encodes 809 amino acids. The transcript has 6 exons. Gene Ontology annotation, molecular function: protein binding. The record is from RefSeq and is a predicted model, not a curated record. Lineage: Eukaryota; Fungi; Ascomycota; Dothideomycetes; Mytilinidiales; Mytilinidiaceae.